AUGGCAGUUCGAAAUCGUAACGAAAGUCAACCAAUCGAAACAGAAGCAUUGAUUGAAGAAAGAGAUACAAGUGAUACACCUCCAUCUGAAUCCGAUAAUGAAAUGUUAGAUAUUCAUCCAUCUGUAUUAACACAAAACAAUUGGAAAAAAGAUCAAUGGAAUAUAGGUCUACUAUUAUUCCUUUAUCUAUUACAAGGUAUACCACUUGGUAUGGCAGCAUCAAUUCCACUUAUAAUUCAAACUUAUGGUGCAAGUUGGUCUCAACAGGCAACAUUUUCAUUUGCUUUUUGGCCAUUUAGUCUUAAACUUCUUUGGGCACCGAUUGUUGAUUCAUUAUAUUCAAAAAGAUUUGGUAGAAGAAAAACUUGGCUUAUACCAGUGCAAUAUGCUAUUGGAUUUGUUAUGAUAAUACUUUCAUUUUAUAUUAAAGAUAUAUUACGUGAACCAGCAGCUGCGACAGCUACUCAACAUCCACAUAUUUAUCUUUUAACAAUAAUAUUUUUUGGUUUAUCAUUUUUGGCUGCAACUCAAGAUAUAUGUGUCGAUGGUUGGGCUCUUUCAAUGCUUUCUAGAGAAAAUGUAGGUUGGGCAAGUACAUGUAAUUCAGUUGGUCAAACAGCUGGAUACUUUCUAGGAAAUGUUGUUUUUCUUGCACUUGAAUCAAAAGAUUUUGCUAAUGUUUAUAUACGUGCACCAUUACAUAUGGAAUUACAAUCAACCGGAUUAAUUACAUUACCUGGUUUUCUUGUAUUCUGGGGUGUUAUUUUUACAAUGUCAACAACAUUAGUUGCCUUAUUAAAACAUGAAACAGACGAAAGAUAUGAUCCUAGUGAACCUCAUUUUGGUCUUAUUCAAACCUAUAGAGUUCUACUUAAAGUUCUUCGUUUACCAGCCGUUCGAAGUAUGGCAGUGGUUUUAUUAACAGUCAAAAUAGGUUUUGCUGCAGUAGAUUCUAUGACUGGAUUAGAAUUAAUUGAACGUGGUGUUAGAAAAGAUACAUUGGCUUUAUUAGCUAUUCCAUUAAUACCAUUAGAAAUUUUUCUACCAUUUUAUAUAUCGAGAUAUACAACCGGAACAAAACCAUUGAAUUUAUUUAUUAAAUCACAUCCAUUCAGAUUACUCAUUGGUCUUGUUAUGGCUUUUUAUGUUUAUAUGACACCAUCAUUUCAAAAUUAUGAUAAAACAUUUCCUUGGUAUUAUUAUUUUAUAGCUGUUAUUAUAUAUGGUAUUCAUCAAGUAUUUAUAUACAAUAUGUUUGUUUCACAAAUGGCAUUUUUUGCACAUGUUAGUGAUCCAAAAAUAGGUGGAACAUAUAUGACAUUACUGAAUACGUUAUCAAAUCUUGGUAGUAGUUGGGCUUCUACAGGUGUUUUAUAUUUGGCUGAUUUUUUAACAUGGAAAACUUGUUCAUUAGGUGGUGGUAAAUGUGAAACAGCAGCUGAAGAAAAAAAUUGUGGAAUGUUAGGUGGGGCAUGUCGACCUUCUAUUGACCCAUAUUAUAUUAUAGUAACAAUAUGUACAAUACUUGGAUUUAUUUGGCUUAUUUGGAAAUAUCGAACUAUAAUGAAUCUACAAAGUUUACCAAUGAGUGCAUGGCAAGUACGAAGUGAUAAUCCGAAAUAUAAACAAUUAGAAAAUGAAGAAUAA
Adineta steineri is the source of this 1647-nucleotide messenger RNA. Lineage: Eukaryota; Metazoa; Rotifera; Eurotatoria; Adinetida; Adinetidae. The record is from the annotation of a GenBank genome assembly.